CAAAAUUUAAUUCCUGUAGUUGUUCAGUUUUACCUUUAUUUUUCUCGCAAUAGACGUUCAAAUUGAAGCUUACAAUUGUUUUUCAGGAACGUUAACCUACCUCAAUGAAUGGUACAAGUUCUUUAAAUUCAAGCAGCUCAAAUUUAGUAUAUUUUUCCUGUCAAAAACAUAUAACCAGAGCUCACGAAAAUUGGCAGAUGGAAACAUCGCGGUGGAAGUUCGUCGAGGAAUCCUCUGUAAGACGAAAAUUUGAUCCGUACAGUCAUUCCACACUAUCAACUCAAAAGAAAUUAAACAGAAUGAAAGAAACUGAACGCAUGCUUGAUGAGGCAAGAAAUGCAGAACUUUUGGAGAAAGUGGAGCAGUAUAAACAGAAAAGUGAACCAGAAAACAUUGAAACAAAAGCAGCAGUGAAAUCCUCGGGCAUGUCUGUCAAAAGGGAUACGGUGAAAAGUGAAAGCAUUGUCGAAACUUUAAAAAAGCUAAAGCCACAAGCAAAUCAUUACCUAAUGCUGGUAAACAAACUGGACGAAGAAGAGGGAAUCCGAACCCCUUCCAUGGAAGAUAAACUUAAUCUAGCUGAAGAUCGUCUGAGAGUUUCAACAAUGGAGUUUUGCAAAACAUAUCUUGAAUUAAUUUCAAUGAAAGAUGAUGAAAGAGUACAUAGAUCAACUCAGAAUUUUUUUAUAACACCAGAUGACAUCCAUAGUCUUUUUCGAAGCAAGAUAUUUGAUCCUAGCACACGACCACCAAGAACUACAUAUGCUAAAGAGUAUGAUAAGACAUACCCAAUGGAAAACCUGGAAAGUGAAAAACAGAUGAGCAAAAGAAAAUUAAGAAUAAUAAGAGAAAGGCAUAAACAAGGAUUCUACUUGCCAGCUAAAAUGUGGUUUGCCCCUGAAAAACAGAUGAGUGGCAUGACACAUGAGGAAGUAGAGUUGCUGAAUUCAACUGCAACAAGGGCUUUCUUGAAAUUCUUAGAGAAAAGAAAAAAAGGACCACCAAAGAUAUUGCAGUCUUUGAAGGAAAAACUGAUGAAAACUUAAAAGAAUGAAAGAAAAAGAAGCAUUUCCUAAAUGUUAAUAAUAGUUCAAAAAGCUUUUUAUUGUUUAACAUAAUAAAGUGUUCUCUAAUUUAUCACAUGGUAAACCAAUAUAAAUGAAGUUUCUUUUACAACAAAAGAUGUUUC
Uloborus diversus is the source of this 1189-nucleotide messenger RNA. RefSeq lists its product as uncharacterized. The record is from RefSeq and is a predicted model, not a curated record. The coding region runs from base 105 to 1046 and encodes 313 amino acids. NCBI's taxonomy places the organism in Eukaryota, Metazoa, Arthropoda, Arachnida, Araneae, Uloboridae. The transcript has 8 exons.